AUGUUUAGACGUAAGAAAGACAAGCCGGAGGAAACAGCAGUGGACAAGUCGAAAUUAAUACCGAUCGAAACACCCAUAGCAGAAUUGGCGGAUUCCAUCCAUCCUCCUAAACCAGUGGAAUUGUCAUCGGAACAGCAAGCCAAGUACAUACAGGUGCUUAAACACUUCCAGGAUCCAGAGCUGAAGGUUCCAACAACAGAAAAGGCUAACGGCCCAGAGACGUCUUUGGAGCCUAUAAAAGUGCUGGAAAGGGCAUGGCUCACCAGAGACUGUCUUUUGCGGUACCUACGGGCUACUAAAUGGAAUGUCACAGACAGUAUUUCCCGUAUCACGCAAUCGCUAGCCUGGAGACGUCAAUUUGGCAUCGACGAUUUCGGUGAAGAAAACGGCGACAAGCUAACAGCAGCAACCGUGGAGGAAGAAGAAAGGACAGGAAAACAAGUUGUGUUGGGGUUUGAAAACGACGCCCGGCCAAUUCUGUAUUUGAAAGCCGGACGCCAAAACACCAAGACUUCGCAUCGCCAAGUCCAGCACCUGGUUUUCAUGCUCGAGAGAGUCAUCGAUUUCAUGCCCGCUGGUCAGGACUCCUUGGCAUUGUUGAUCGACUUCAAAGACCACCAAGAUGUGCCCAAAGUUGCCGGUAACAGUAAAAUACCACCCAUCGGAGUGGGCAAAGAAGUGCUGCAUAUUCUACAAACUCACUAUCCCGAAAGAUUAGGCAAGGCACUUCUUACAAAUAUUCCAUGGCUGGCUUGGACUUUCCUAAAGAUGAUCCAUCCUUUCAUCGAUCCAAUGACCCGUGAGAAAUUGGUCUUUGAUGAACCUUUCCCAAAAUACGUUCCUGAAGAUCAGCUCGAUAAGCUCUACGGCGGUCUUCUGGACUUUACGUACAACCACGACGUGUACUGGCCCAGACUACUGGAGAUCUCUGCAGAAAAGCGCUCUCAUUACCUGUCACGCUUCGAAAAGUUCGGAAGUAAGGUCGGGCUGAGCGAAUAUGACCUUAGAGGAGACCACUCGGAGAUCCUUCAUCCUGUCGAGUCCUCCAGCACAUAG
Molecule: messenger RNA, 1056 nt
Organism: Lachancea lanzarotensis
Lineage: Eukaryota; Fungi; Ascomycota; Saccharomycetes; Saccharomycetales; Saccharomycetaceae
Gene: PDR16
Product: LALA0S07e04588g1_1
Exons: 1
Coding region: 1-1056 (351 amino acids)
Molecular function (GO): phosphatidylinositol transfer activity
Source: RefSeq, a predicted model, not a curated record